Dalotia coriaria is the source of this 5188-nucleotide messenger RNA. It is a transcript of the gene mAChR-B, whose product is annotated as muscarinic acetylcholine receptor. The transcript has 4 exons. NCBI's taxonomy places the organism in Eukaryota, Metazoa, Arthropoda, Insecta, Coleoptera, Staphylinidae. Gene Ontology annotation, biological process: G protein-coupled receptor signaling pathway, coupled to cyclic nucleotide second messenger; synaptic transmission, cholinergic. Gene Ontology annotation, cellular component: plasma membrane; dendrite. The record is from RefSeq and is a predicted model, not a curated record. Bases 241 to 3057 code for a protein of 938 amino acids. Gene Ontology annotation, molecular function: neurotransmitter receptor activity; G protein-coupled serotonin receptor activity.
GUUCGCGUCGAAGGCGCGCAUUCGGCGCGUGUGCUCUUCGGACGGCGGGACGACGCGCUCUCGAUUGCCAUCGUGUUGCGUGCGACGUGUGCGACUUAUCAAACCACUUCAAGACACUAUCAUCGUGCAAACAGUAUGAACGAAAAUGGUGUCGAUGACAUACGGCAAUAAAAUACUCGCGAGCAUCGCCAUGAACGAACGCAUUCGUCAUCGUAAUUGAGUCCAGGCGCGUCGAAGACAAUGGAAAACUACACAGAAUCGUCGGAGAAUUCGAACGCCAACAAAACAACCGCGAUCUUCUCGAUAGGCCCGGACUGGUUUCAAGAAUGGCGACAACAGCGAGCGAAAGACAAGUUCUGCAAGACAGUGUACAACGGCCUGCUCACCUACACGGAAUGCAUCCAGGCGUUCAAUUCGACGACGUACUUUGAGAGUUGGGACCCGGAUCCGUUGGACCUGUUCACUAAUAGUUCAUAUCGUGGCUUGAAUGGUAAUCUUGUAUUGGAUCCAACUGGUGAUGGUGGGGGUAACCGUACAGACGAUGGUAACAUCACGGCGACAGAGGUGACACUGCAACCCGUUUUACCACCGUUUGAACUCUGGCAGACCAUACUCAUCGCCAUCUGUUUGGCACUCUGCAUUAUCCUCACUGUUGGUGGUAACAUCCUGGUAUUGUUGGCGUUCAUUGUCGAUAGGAAUAUUCGACAGCCGAGUAAUUACUUCAUCGCAUCACUGGCUGCGACUGACAUGCUCAUUGGUACUGUUUCCAUGCCGUUUUACACCGUUUACGUGCUGAUGGGUUAUUGGGACCUUGGGCCACUGCUGUGUGACCUCUGGCUUUCGGUGGACUACACCGUAUGUCUUGUCUCGCAGUAUACUGUGUUGUUGAUCACCAUCGAUCGCUUCUGCUCGGUGAAGAUAGCUGCAAAGUAUCGCAGCUGGCGGACGAAAAAUCGCGUCGUGUGGAUGGUCUUCAUUACUUGGAUAAUACCCGCGUUGCUUUUCUUUAUCAGUAUCUUCGGAUGGGAGCAUUUUGUUGGUUAUCGUGACUUACAACCUGGUGAAUGUGCUGUACAGUUCCUCAAAGAUCCGGUUUUUAAUACGGCGCUUAUCAUUGGGUACUAUUGGACCACACUAAUUGUACUUUUCAUUCUGUAUGGAGGUAUUUACAAGACAGCCUAUGAAAUGCAGAAGAAAAGCGAAGCAAAACAGCGGAAAAUGCAGAGUAUGGUGGCGUUGAGUGCCGGUGCCAUGUCAGGAAUGGCAGGUCGUGCAGCGGGUAUUGGUCUCGCCAAAACUCAAAGUACGCCAAUGGCACAAGAGAAGCCACAGAUAGCUACAACAGUUUUAGGAGGUUCUGUGAAAGAACGUCCAGCGCAACCGGUCGUGUCGGACUCUAGUUCGAAAAUUACUAGUGCAGCAACGACCACCACUACGACUGCCAAUACCACGGUCACAACAGAUAUCAGCAGUCAAUCUGCCGGCGCUAAGUUAACCGCCAUCCCGACAGAUAAUCGUGUUGGUCUUCCAGGUGGUAACAAUCAGCGUCCCCAGCUGGCAACCAACGCCGGCGGCGAGACCAAUGAUAAAUCAGAACGCAGUAGUAGUCCCGCUUUUGAAUCGGAUGAGGACAGCACAGUUCAAAAUAACCAACAGCAGCAAGCACAAGACCGUACGCGUAAAAGAAGUUCCGUUGUUGAAAUAAUGCUCCAGCUUAGCACCUCGCCAAUGUUCGACUGUCCCAAUAACAAUAAUCGCAUCAAUGGUGGUAUACCCAACGCAGACUGCGAGGUACCUGUGAUUGGUGGAUUGCCACAAUCGCGGACUAUGUCUAGGAUUCAAGAGCAAGUCAGCAGUGCGGAGGAUUCAGGAGCGUCUGGGUCAACGACUACCCUAGGUGGUGGUUUGCUGCCCAAGGAUAAGUCGACCCGUACGCCCACUUCUACCAACGUGGUAAACCCUGGGGUAGGUGCUGUCAGUGUUUCCCCUUCGCCUUCGCCCUCGCAAAAGUCUUACAUUAUCCCGCCGCCGCUGCAGUUCCAAGGCAGUCCCUCGCCUGCGUCCAAAUGCCGCGCCAGCUGCCACCCCGAUAGCUUGCAACCGCCUACAUCAAAACAGUCAUCCGCAGAAUCAUCACCAUCUUUGGCCCCCAGUAGCCGUUGUUGUAGCGGCCAGCCCAAUGGCCAGUGUAACAGUAACAGUAACAGUAGCUCCAUGCAUCCGUCACACAAGACAUACGACCUCCUGGUAGGCUUAGACGGGGCCGACCUGCGCUUUAUGGACGAAAGCUCGAUCGUCGUGCCGUCACCGCUAUGCGAAUCACCCACUCCGCAUGCCACCCCCGCUCAUGACUCUGUUGCUUGCCUGCUGCAGGGCGCCGUAGAUCGCACGAGCUUGCUGGCGGUGGCAACACCGCGCCCGUCACCGCCCAAGCAAUCGGCACGCAAAGCCGACACAGCGGUCACACUUUCCGCUGAGCGCACAGUUACUUCCAUUGUGAGCGAGCUGCAAGAUAGCGACAAUCGUGACGGCACCGAACCAAGCACGCCGCAAGGUGGCACUUCUGCAGUCAGCCAGACAGGUAACGCCGCCGCCCUCUUGGCGGCGACCACCAUUGUGGAAGUGACGCGCAAUAAACAUACAUUUGCCAACACAGAACCCGAAGAAGCCGGUGCCAGUCGCUCCGGGUCGAGGCGAGCUUUCGUCAAAGCCCUAGGCCAGAAACUGAGGAAGAAGAAGAAGAAACUACCCGUGCCGGGACCAUUCGGCGCCUUCGGUCGCCAGAAGUCCAAAUCAGAGAACCGCGCUCGUAAAGCCUUCCGUACCAUCAGCUUCAUUCUCGGCGCUUUCGUUAUCUGCUGGACACCGUAUCAUGUCCUUGCGCUCGUCGAAGGCUUCUGCGCCACGCCACCGUGCACCAACGAGCACCUCUACAUGUUCGCCUAUUUUCUUUGCUAUGCCAACAGCCCGCUCAAUCCAUUCUGCUAUGCGCUGGCCAACCAGCAGUUUAAGAAGACCUUCAUGCGCAUUCUCAAAGGCGAUCUGCAUCUCACGUAGGCGCGAAGCUUGUAAUGCGAAACAAUAAAAAUGCAUUCGAAACACCAAAAACGGCGAUAAAAAUAAAACUCACACUCACAACGACGCACAGUUUGCUCGUCAUCACCUUUGAAUUGCCUUUUUUUAGACUCAUUGACGACGCGGUCGAAUUCACGAAUUAUCAAAGGUGAGCAGACUGCCGACAACGCGAUUGCUGGUUGGUGUGUGCGUGUGUGUGUGUGCGUGUGUGUGUGUGUGUGCGAAUAUAGAUUAAUGUGUAUGAAUAUGUGUGCGUGUGCUCAAAGUCAAUGAAUCUCAAGCAGCCACAUACGCGACGCGCACGACAAGUCGAUUUCUCAAAAUUUCAACUGACAAUAAUUAAACUAAAUGGAACCUUGUAUGUUAUUCCAGAACGUAGGCUAAGCUAUCGUGUAAAAAUUUUUGGGACCCAUAUAGGACGAGCAAAACCAGCUUUACUUGUAAAAUUCUCAUCAUCGGAGCAUUCAUGUUGAGAAAUGUGCAAAUGACAAAUAUAGCGUCUUAGCGAACAAUUCCUAGGAAAUUAUUUAUCCAAUCGUAAUCAAUAAUACCAAUUUAUAUCACCGUAUAUGAAAAAUUAUCAAAUAAUUCUUAGAUUAUUCGAAGCUUGGGCAGCUUAAUUGAUUUUGCAAUUUUAUCAAAGUCUCAAGUAAUGACAAAGUAUCUACAAUAAUAAACACUCAAAAAUUGCAAAAUGCAUUGUAAAUACGUGCUUAAUAUUACACAAAUAAUUGUAAUUUACGGUAGUUUCCUAAGGAUAUACUCUAAUAGUACACUUGUUUUGAAAACAAAUUUAUCUUGUAAAUACUCGUUAAAAUGUUGGUUUAAUUUUGAGGGUUUACACGAACUUCUCAUUCGGCGAAUCAUCGACACUUGAAAUUCACGAUACUGAUUAAUAAAACAUAACAGGCCGGAUGGAAUAUAAUUGAGCCCGUAUUCUAUUCGGCUGAGAAAACAAUUCAUUCAUUUCCUGCAUGUCUACAAUCAUGUUUGAUUAUAAAUCAGAAAAAACAAACAAAUUCAAUUUUUAAGUAAGUCAAGUAUCGCCAUGCAGGAGUGAAUUGAAUUGAAUAUCACAAUCGAUGAUUGACUCCAUGACACGUUCGUAGUUUCCAGUAUUCUAAUUACCACUGCGACCGUUUUAGUACAAAAAACAAAAACUGUUUAAUUUCUCACACGUCAAACCUGUGAUAUUCGGCGUAUCGAAGUAAAACGUACGCGAAGCAAACAAAAAUUGUGUAUCAAAUGUAAUAAAUUGUAUUAUAAACAAUCGUUGUGCAUGUGUCAACACAGUCUAGUCACACACGUGUUGUGUUUAAUCGUAAACAAAUAAUUUCAAAGCAAAACAUCUACGUAUGUACUAUGUAUAGAUGUAAAUUGUAAUUGUAAGAUAACUAUAGCAGAGCAUACGAGACAAUUUAAUACAUAAUCAACAUGAAACACAAUGGACACAUAUAUGCAUAUAUACCUACAAUAGGGUAGGAAGGUAGAUGUGUGGAUGACUGGAUGCCACAACUAAAUUUAUAAUCCAUGUGAGCUUGGAGCGGUCAGUGUCUGGUGACCACUGGCGACCACACUUCACUUCAAAAUCCGCUUGCGUCGUUUUCUACCCGCCAUUUCUCCACUCAUGUCGAUUACAUAUCAUCGGAUGUCUCUUCCAUUACUUUUCGGGCCUUGUCAAUUCCUUACUCCUGAAGUCGUACUUAGCGCAAUAACUAUGUAAAAAUUGUUUCAAGAUAUACGAUUAAUGUGCUUUUGGGCGACGAAAUGUGCGAGCUGCGUUAAUUAUAUUAGCUCAAUGUAAUGUGACAAAAGAUAAAUGUACAGCUUAGAUUAUGUUCCCAUUCAAGUCUCAAUUUGUUAUACCAGUUUGCCAACACAACAAUGACAGCGCAAACACCUUGUUUGUUCAUUAUCUGUUGUAGUCAUAUGUGCUUAGGCUAACUAGCAAUUGCGAUUAAUUAAAUUUGUUAUCUAAUCAGUAGCGGAAUUAUGCAAUGUUAUGUUGCUCGUUUGAAUAUUUGAAGAUUUAUUAUCGAGUUACAAAUAAGUAUUGAAUUCAAAAAAGGCAAAUUGAUUUUAAUUAAAUAAAUUUUAUUACUGAAAAUAUAAA